Molecule: messenger RNA, 1008 nt
Organism: Notolabrus celidotus (New Zealand spotty)
Lineage: Eukaryota; Metazoa; Chordata; Actinopteri; Labriformes; Labridae
Product: histone H1-like
Exons: 1
Coding region: 312-932 (206 amino acids)
Biological process (GO): nucleosome assembly
Cellular component (GO): nucleosome
Molecular function (GO): structural constituent of chromatin; DNA binding
Source: RefSeq, a predicted model, not a curated record
AAUCUGUGCGCUUUGGAGGCUCCACAAAGAAGGCGCAGCGAGCAGCAGAGCUCAACAUGACUUCAGUCUGAAGAGACACAAGUCUACUAUCUGCUCCUUCACUGUCAGCCUUCAGCACGGCUCCAUCUUUUAGUUUGGACUCUUUUAUCAGGGAGAGAAAACACAAGAGGCUCGGCUUUCAGACGGCCCAGAGGAGGCCCGGCCCGGCUUGAGUCUCUACGGUUCUCAUGGUGCGUUUAAGAGCAGCGUAUUGCUCAUUGAGCUUUAACGUGUUAGUCACUCCGUGCUGUGAACGACUCUACGACUGAACUAUGGCAGAACAAGCUCCAGCCCCAGCCGCCGCCCCGGCCAAGGCGGCCAAGAAGAAGGCCCCCAAGCCGAAGAAGGCCGGCCCCAGCGUCAGCGAGCUCAUCGUUACAGCUGUGUCCGCGUCCAAGGAGCGGAGCGGCGUCUCCGCGGCCGCCCUCAAGAAGGUCCUGGCUGCAGGAGGAUACGAUGUGGACAAGAACAAGGCUCGCGUCAAGACUGCUAUUAAGAGUCUGGUGGCAAAGGGCACUCUGGUCCAGGUUAAGGGAACCGGGGCCUCCGGAUCCUUCAAGAUGAGCAAGAAGGUCGCAGAGAAGAAGCCGGCUAAGAAAGUCGCUCCUAAAGCCAAGAAACCUGCAGCGGCCAAGAAGCCUAAGGCAGCGGCAGCUAAGAAGCCAGUAGCCGCUAAGAAGUCCCCGAAAAAGGUCAAGAAGCCCGCGGCGGCCAAGAAAGCAGCCAAGAGCCCCAAGAAGCCCACAAAGAGCCCCAAGAAGGCUACCAAGAGCCCAAAGAAACCCACUAAGAGUCCUAAAAAGGUGGUCAAGAAGGCUCCUGCAGCCAAGAAAGCCCCCGCAAAGAAGGUUGCCAAGCCUAAAGUCAAGAAGGUAGCAGCAAAGAAGAAGUGAGCUGAGACCACCGAAGAUUCACCUCAAAACUAAAGGCUCUUUUAAGAGCCACCCACAUCUCACACUGAAGAGUAGA